Aspergillus terreus NIH2624 is the source of this 1479-nucleotide messenger RNA. RefSeq names its product dynamin family protein. The record is from RefSeq and is a predicted model, not a curated record. Bases 1 to 1479 code for a protein of 492 amino acids. The transcript is spliced from 3 exons. Gene Ontology annotation, cellular component: cytoplasm; microtubule; membrane. Gene Ontology annotation, molecular function: GTP binding; microtubule binding; GTPase activity. NCBI's taxonomy places the organism in Eukaryota, Fungi, Ascomycota, Eurotiomycetes, Eurotiales, Aspergillaceae.
AUGGAGCCCGCACCACAACAGGAGUGGAUUGGCCUUCAGUUGGGUGGGCUCCAAGCUGGAUUCGGCCUUCAAACAUCGCGGACGUCCGAAAGUCUCAAUCAAAUCGACCAAGUCCGUGCUAACGGAGUCGGAGACCAUAUCGCCCUGCCACAGCUGGUGGUCUGCGGAGACCAGUCCGCAGGAAAGAGCUCCGUGCUCGAACGUAUCACUGGCAUCCCCUUUCCCCGACAGGACGGCCUCUGCACCCGAUUCCCAACAGAAAUAAUCAUUCGCCAUGACCCAGCCCAGAGCCAGGCUACAGCGACCAUAAUACCACACCACUCGGGGGCGAAAGUACCUUAUGGGUAUUCGGGUAUUCGGGGCCAUGCUACGCAAUCGGAAGAUGCGCCCGCUUUCUCGAAGGAUGUUCUCCGGUUGGAAAUAGUGGGAAAUACCCGUCUUCAUCUAACGAUUGUCGAUCUCCCGGGCUUGAUCUCCGUCUCUGAGAACGAACACGAUGUCCAGCUAGUCCAUGAUCUCGUGGAUACAUAUCUGGAAAGCUCCCGGACGAUUAUCUUGGCAGUGGUGCCUGCGAGCAGUGACGUGGACACACAGGGGAUUAUCCAGCGUGCCCGUCGCUUUGAUCGAGACGGUGAUCGGACUGUUGGUAUCAUCACGAAGCCCGAUUUGAUCAAUCAGGGCACCGAGUCCCGUGUUGCGCGGUUGGCCAAGAAUAUAGAUAAAACCAAGCUGAAGCUGGGGUUCUUCCUGCUGAAAAAUCCAUCGCCAGCGCAGUUGGAACAAGGAAUCAGUCUCGCGGAGCAUCAUAGAGCAGAGAUCGACUUCUUCUCCAGUGGGCUAUGGAAGAGAGAGGCACUGGACCGGUCAAGGAUCGGAGUCGAGAAGCUGCGUUCCUUUUUGCAGGAUCUACUGGACAGCCAUAUCGAAGGGGAGCUACCAAAAGUACGUGAGGACAUCCGUUCUCUUCUAAGGACAGUGGAUGAUGAGCUUGCGGAUAUUGGAACGGAGCGGUCCUCUCCAGACCAAAUUCGACUGUAUCUGAUGCGGAUAAGCAAUGACUUCCACACUCUCGUAAGAGCUGGCCUUGAAGGGGCAUAUUCGGACAUUUUCUUCCAGGCCCAUGACGACGAGGAGGAUCUGACUCUUCGUCUUCGGGCGGCGGUUCACAAGGUGAAUCAAAAUUUUGCUGACUAUAUGCGACAAUAUGGUCGGAAGCACCGGAUAGUGGCUGAUAUGUGCGAUGGUCCUCCUGCGGCGGUUGGGGAUCAGUCAGAGUCGGAUGAGGAGCAGUCAGAGCCACCUGCAGGUCCUCGUGCGGAGGUUGAAGAUCAGUCAGAAUCAGAUGAGGAUCAAUCGGAGGAUCAUUGUCAGGAAGGACAGGUGCUGGUCACAGAGGGGGAGAUGAGUGCCUGGGUGCAGAAGGUCUACAACCAGACGAGAGGACAAGAGCUGCCCGGAAGUCACAAUCUAAAGACCUGA